Molecule: messenger RNA, 1310 nt
Organism: Anoplophora glabripennis (Asian longhorned beetle)
Lineage: Eukaryota; Metazoa; Arthropoda; Insecta; Coleoptera; Cerambycidae
Gene: pn
Product: exopolyphosphatase PRUNE1
Exons: 4
Coding region: 174-1307 (377 amino acids)
Cellular component (GO): cytoplasm
Molecular function (GO): exopolyphosphatase activity
Source: RefSeq, a predicted model, not a curated record
AAACCCAAAUCUAUGAAGUCAAAUUAAAUUGCAACAUUUACAACUGUGAGAAUACUGAAUCAGAGACAAGACUGAAUACAGAAUACUUAAUUUAAUUUAUUAAAUUAUUACUUAAAUACUGCUGCACACAAAACAUAUAAUAGACUGCUGCACUAGACAUCACUGGAGUAGUAAUGAGUGCUCUAGUGGACUACUUAAAAUCAGCAAAAAGGACAUUCAUUGAAAAUUUAAAUUCAUCUCUUGAUGUACAUAUUGUAAUUGGCAAUGAAUCUUGUGAUUUGGAUUCAACUGUGUCUUCCCUUGUAUUAGCAUUUUUUUUAGACAAAUACAAAAUUCCUCAAAUUCCUAAUUCAGCUAUAAUAAUCCCCAUAUUAAAUGUUACCUAUGAGAAUUUUUUACUUCGUACAGAAAACUGCUUUGUACUACAAGAAUGUGAAAUACCUCUGACAUCUUUAAUUUACAGGAAUGAAGUUAAUAUCGAGGAACUUUUAAAAACAAAACGGAUAACUGCCUCACUUGUAGAUCACCACGUUUUAUCAAAAAAUGAUUGCUUAGUAGAAUCAAGAGUAGUGGAAAUAUUUGAUCACAGACCAUUUGAUGUUAAUAGUAAAUGGAAGAAUCAAAAUAUUAAACUGAGAAUUGAAGAAGUAGGUUCAUGUUCCACUUUAAUUGCAGAUGAAAUUCUUCGGAGAGAUGAAAGUUUUUUAACUAAAGAUUUAGCAUAUAUGAUUUAUGAAACCAUCAUUUACGAUACUAUAGCUCUACGCCCCGAAAAUGGACGAGCGAAAGAAUUAGAUGUUAGUAUCGCCAAAAAAUUGGAAGAUAAGUUCUGUUUUAAAGAAGGAAGAGGCAUAAUUUAUAAUAAAUUAUGGGCAGCGCAUAAUGAUGUUUCACAUUUAUCUCCGAGGCAGAUUUUAUUAAAAGAUUUAAAAAUUGUGGAAAAUAUACCUGUACCGGGUCUGCCAAUGUUAGUGCAAAAUUUUUUUAAAAUUACAGAUGCUUAUAAUGCAGUAGAAAACAUGGCAGAUGAAUACGAAGUUUCAUUAGUGAUUCUGAUAGGUUUAGACGCAUCUGAAGAAGUUAAGAGAGAUGUAGCUAUUUUCUGGAGAGACGAUGGUAUAGAGCUAAAAAAUAUGUUGUUAACAACAUUAACUAACAGUGAGGAAUUGAAGGGUUAUAAUUUCUGCUUCCAAGAAAUAAAUACAGGAUGUACUAAUGUUGUAUGUUUAAGACAAAACAAUGUAAAGUUAUCAAGAAAACAAAUUAUACCUUUAAUUAAAUAUGCUCUUUUGAAAAAUGGAAAUUAGUUA